Molecule: messenger RNA, 705 nt
Organism: Ceutorhynchus assimilis (cabbage seed weevil)
Lineage: Eukaryota; Metazoa; Arthropoda; Insecta; Coleoptera; Curculionidae
Source: the annotation of a GenBank genome assembly
GGAACACGGAACAGAAAACGGAACACGAACACAUUUCACCAAUCACCCUAACCAUCAUUUCACACAUGAAUUUUAAAUAAGAGUUUAGUUUUCAUUAAAGUUUUUAAAAAUUUAAUAAUUAAAAAAAUACUCAUUCAAAAUGAGUGUUCCAUUACCACCGGGGGCCGGUUUAGAAAACAUCGAUUCCGAUCAAAUCAAAACCUUCAAAGAUUUUUUAAUAUCCUACAACAAAUUAACAGAGAUGUGCUUUACUGACUGUAUUUCGGAUUUCACAACAAGGAAUAUCAAACAUGCUGAGGACAAAUGUUCACUAAACUGCCUAGAAAAGUUCCUAAAAGUCAACCAAAGAAUAUCACAAAGAUUCCAAGAGUUCCAAAUGUUAGCAAAUGAAAAUGCAUUAUCGGCUAUGAAAUAGGAGACUAUCCCAGAGCCAAAAUUAUUUGUUGAUGCAUUUGUUUUAAAUUAAAAGUAGUUCUAUUAUGAGAGGAAGUUUUAUUGAACUAGUAUAAGAUAGUGAGUUGUAUAUUUAAUAAAAUGAAACUCAUCUAACUGUUACAGCAGUAAUGUUUUUUGUUGGAGUGAUUCGAUGGUCCUGCACCAUGUCCAUUUUCAUUAGGUAAUUUUAUAAUGUCAUCUGUAAUUAGAGGAAAUUGUAAACCGUGGUGAUUUAUUAACACUGCAUUAGUUAGCCUCAACAUGGCUUCA